AUGUUAAACGAUAAAUUUAAUAAAUCCUCCUCCUCCUCCUCCUCCUCCCCAUCAUCAUCAUCAUCAUCAUCAUCAUCAUCAUCAUCAUCAUCAUCAUCAUCAUCAUCAUCAUCAUCAUCAUCAUCAUCAUCAUCAUCAUCAUCAUCAUCAUCAUCAUCAUCAUCAUCAUCAUCAUCAUCAUCAUCAUCAUCAUCAUCAUCAUCAUCAUCAUCAUCAUCAUCAUCAUCAUCAUCAUCAUCAUCAUCAUCAUCAUCAUCAUCAUCAUCAUCAUCAUCAUCAUCAUCAUCAUCAUCAUCAUCAUCAUCAUCAUCAUCAUCAUCAUCAUCAUCAUCAUCAUCAUCAUCAUCAUCAUCAUCAUCAUCAUCAUCAUCAUCAUCAUCAUCAUCAUCAUCAUCAUCAUCAUCAUCAUUAUCAUUAUCAUCAUCAUGA
Schistosoma mattheei is the source of this 429-nucleotide messenger RNA. The record is from the annotation of a GenBank genome assembly. Lineage: Eukaryota; Metazoa; Platyhelminthes; Trematoda; Strigeidida; Schistosomatidae.